UGUUAACAACUUUAACCAAACAGCCACCGCUCACGGAAAAUCCAACAAACAAACAAGAAAACCCAAUAUAGAGGCGAAUUUCGGAGAUUCUAAAUUUCUGAAAUUUCCAAUCAUUCAAACUAAAACAUAGAAUCCACAUUUAGUUCUAAACUAAAUCGCGUUCAGUAUUAUAAAAUCACAAAAAACAAAACAAAACAAAACACGAGGUGUGAGUGCUCAAGAGUUAAACAAUUGCAACAAGUUGUUGUUCUUUAUUGAUUCGAAACGUCGGAUUCUAUGCGGAAACGGAAGCCGGUCGACAACGCUGCGUAUGUGCAAUAAUUACCAACGAUUGACAACACGGCGUAUGCUUAACAUUCUUGAAAGAACUAUUCAUAAAGUUCGUCUGACAACGCUGCGUAUGUGUAAUAAAUAAUUUUUUAGUAAUCCGAAUUACUUUUUUGAGAGAAAAGAGACCCUUAGAUAUUUUUGGAAACACAACUUUUGGUAACAUUUUUAUAAAAACAUCCAAAGGCACGUGAGCUAAAAAAACAAUAAUAAGAGGAAUCAGUUGAUGUGCGACCCGUGCGCGUGUGUGUAUGUAUCUGUGUGUAAAGUGUAAGCAACGUCCUUGUGCCUCCUACUACAACAUUAUCUGAAUAUAUAUAGAGAGAGAACCCAGUUAUAUACUAUAGCGUGCGUAAGUCGUUACGUCGCUUACGUCGUCACUUGGCCACUGCGCAAACGCCGCAAAAAGAAAAUCUAAAAUCAAGGAGAAGCAAGUUCAAGUCUAAGGACAUACAACAGCAACAGCAGCAACAACAGAAACAGCUGUGGCAAGGACAGGAAAAUGAAGCCCGAUUAUAACUAUUGCAAUCAGAGUUUUGGCCAAAAAAGAGCGGGUCACUUGUUUAGCCAAGAAAAUUGAAAGAGAAAAUCAACCAAAUCGGAAUUCGUCGUGCUGGAUCACCAGCGCCGUUCAGGGCGCCAAACAGGUGCAGCAGCAGCAACAACACCAGCAUUAGCAACAUCAUCCAUUGAGCAGAGAAAAAUAAAACCACUCGUUGCGGGGAAAUUGAAAGUCGAGAAAACUGACAGCAACAGCGACAGCCAAGUAGCAGCACCACCAACAGUAGCUGCCAGCACCCCGGCAACAUCUGCGACAGCAACGACAAUUGCUGUUACAGCAGCAACCUCAGCAGGAACAGGAGGAGUCGCUACAGCAACAUUAACGACAGCGGCGACAGCAGCAAUCCACACAACAAAAAUCAGCCAACUGAGGCUUAAUAACCAAGCGACAACAAGCAUGUUACUUUUGCAACCUAAUAGCUCCUUUAGUUCAUUGUCGCCCUUCGAUAAUUUCUCCACGCAAACCGCUUCGACGACCAACACAACGUCGGCAUCGGCAGCUGGACACCACCAACACCACCUCCUCCAUCAACAACAUCACAACCAACAACAGCAGCAGCAGCAGCAACAACAACAGCAACAUCUGCAACAGCAACACCUUGUUAGCCCGCAGCAACACCUGCUUAAGUCGGAAUCGCUGCUCUCCCAUGAGGAGGAUCAAUUGAUCAGCAACCUGACCGACUCGUCUGUGGUUUCCCACAGCGAACUCUUCUCGGAUCUCUUCUUUCCCUCGGACUCGAACAACUCCCUGCUCUCCCCAACAACCAGUGGCUACCCAGACAAUCCCGCCGAGGACCUGACCAGCUCCAUUGAGAACCUCACCAAGUUAACUUGCUUGAGAGACAAGCGAUUAUCCUCGAUCCCAGAGCAGCAACUGAGUUCCGAACAGGAGCAGCAACUCUGUCUGCUGAGUCUGCGAUCCAGCAGCGACCCAGCUAUUGCAUUGCAUGCCCAGCAGCAACAGCAACAGCAGCAGCAGCAACAACAGCAGCAGCAACACCAGCAGCAGCACCAACAGCAUCAACUCCAGCUGAUCUCGCCCAUUGGAGGGCCAUUGUCCUGUGGCAGCAGUUUGCCCAGCUUCCAGGAGACCUACUCCGUGAAGUACAACAGCAGUAGUGGGAGCAGCCCCCAGCAGGCAUCCUCCUCCUCCACCGCCGCUCCAACGCCCACUGACCAGGUGCUGACCCUCAAGAUGGAUGAGGACUGCUUCCCGCCGCUCUCUGGCGGCUGGAGUGCCAGUCCACCUGCUCCUUCCCAGCUCCAGCAGUUGCAUACCUUGCAAUCCCCGGCCCAAAUGUCGCAUCCCCACAACAACAACGGCAACAACAAUGGCGGCAAUAACAACAACAACAACAAUAGUGGUGGCUACAACUAUCAUGGUCACUUCAAUGCUAUCAAUGCCAGCGCCAAUCUGUCGCCCAGCUCUUCGGCCAGUUCCCUUUAUGAAUAUAAUGGCGUCUCCGCCACGGACAACUUCUACGGACAGCAGCAACAGCAGCAGCAGAGCUACCAGCAACAUAACUACACUUCGCACAAUGGCGAGCGCUAUUCUUUGCCAACGUUCCCCACGAUUUCCGAGUUGGCUGCUGCUACAGCUGCUGUGGAAGCAGCAGCGGCGGCCACCAUCUCCUCCCCAACAGUGGGCGGACCACCGCCCGUCCGUCGAGCUUCGCUCCCGGUUCAGAGGACUGUAUCGCCCGCUGGAUCCUCAGUGCAGAGCCCAAAAAUGGCAAAGAUUACGUUGGGCCAGAGGCACACACAUGCCCAUCCUCUGCAGCUCAACUCGGCACCCAACUCAGCGGCCAGUUCGCCGGCGAGUGCAGAUCUUCAGGCAGGUCGAUUGCUCCAGGCUCCGUCUCAAUUGUGUGCUGUUUGUGGCGACACCGCUGCCUGUCAGCACUAUGGAGUGCGAACCUGCGAGGGCUGCAAGGGAUUCUUCAAGCGGACCGUCCAGAAGGGCUCCAAGUACGUCUGCCUGGCGGACAAGAAUUGUCCAGUGGACAAGAGGCGCCGCAAUCGCUGUCAAUUCUGUCGAUUCCAAAAGUGUCUGGUUGUGGGCAUGGUCAAGGAAGUGGUGCGCACGGAUUCCCUCAAGGGACGACGAGGAAGACUCCCCUCGAAGCCGAAGUCUCCCCAAGAAUCGCCACCAUCACCGCCCAUCUCAUUGAUUACGGCCUUGGUUCGAAGCCAUGUGGAUACCACACCGGAUCCUUCGUGUCUGGAUUAUAGCCACUAUGAGGAGCCAUCGAUGAGCGAGGCGGAUAAGGUGCAACAGUUCUAUCAACUGCUCACCAGUUCCGUGGAUGUGAUCAAACAGUUUGCCGAGAAGAUUCCCGGCUAUUUUGAUCUCUUGCCGGAGGAUCAGGAGCUACUCUUCCAGAGCGCUUCGCUGGAACUGUUCGUCCUGAGGCUGGCUUACCGGGCCAGGAGCGAUGAUACCAAACUGAUCUUUUGCAAUGGAACAGUGCUUCAUCGCUCCCAGUGCCUGCGAUCCUUUGGCGAGUGGUUGAACGACAUCAUGGAGUUCAGCCAUAGCCUGCACAACCUGGAGAUCGACAUCUCCGCCUUCGCCUGCCUCUGUGCCCUCACUUUGAUCACAGAACGCCAUGGCCUGCGGGAGCCCAAGAAAGUGGAGCAGUUGCAGAUGAAGAUCAUCGGCAGUCUGCGAGAUCAUGUCACCUACAAUGCUGAGGCCCAGAAGAAACAGCACUACUUCAGUCGCCUGUUGGGCAAGUUGCCUGAAUUGCGAUCCCUUAGCGUUCAGGGAUUGCAAAGGAUCUUCUAUCUUAAACUGGAGGAUCUGGUGCCGGCGCCAGCUCUCAUCGAGAACAUGUUCGUCACGACAUUGCCCUUCUAAAGGCGAUCAAGCGUAUCAUCAUCACAACUUUGCUUCCUUAAAACUAGCCCUAAGUUAUGCCCCUUAAGAUAUACAUAGGAAGGACCCAACUAGCUUUAGUAGAACCCCUGAAAAUAAAUAAAUCUCACGAAAAAACAAAAAACCGAAAUAAAAAGCAGACCCAGGCCAUAUCUAUAUAGGGUAUAGAAGGUAGAUAGAUUGUUGGACAACCCCUGGUUCCUUCGAUAAUUACGGACAUGAAUAUUUGAGAGAGGGUUUCCAGUGUAAAGCCAGCUCCUGCGUGACUCGUCAUCACUGGAAAUUACAACUUGUUGACGUUAAUUGUUAAAUUGUUUAAUUUUAACUGUCCAAAAUCAACCGCUAGACACGCAAUGGCAACACUUUCUAACCCCGAACUCCAAGCUUGCUCAACAUUCGGCGUUAAUGGACAGACGGACUUUACGGACUUUACAGAACGCUCUCUUGCCUUUUUGCUAACUUCUAGUCAAUUGUUUUAGGCAAAACAAAUAAAUAAAUAAAUAAAAGCAUGCAGCAGCAGUAGUGUUAUAUAAUUUAUACCCUAGACUAGACUCUUCUGGAGAAUAACCCAAAAUAAGUUCCACAAAUUGAGAUAGAAUAUUAUUAAUCAAUAACUAAUUUCUUUAAAUUUCCUUUAAAAUUUCUAAAAACUAUUGCCAAUUUGUGGAAAUCCACUAUCAUAUCAUAAGCAAAGCCAUGCUUGCCCUUAGCUAAUAUAUAGACCAGCAUAAAGUUAAUAGCCCCAACCAAGUAUUUCCGUUAAAUUCUAGACUAAGACUCCUGAUAGUUAUAGGCUAAGACUAUUCUGUUCGAUUUAUCAAUGCACCAACUAGUGCACAAUGAGAGUUUAAGUACCUUUUUGUGAUGAUUGUGUCUGACACAGAGAGAGUUGCACACAAACACACAAACUAUAUGAUAAGCUAUAUGGUAUAUAUAUAUAUAUAUGAUCUAAUCUAUAUAAUCUUUAGAGUAAGCCCAAGUAUUCGGUAAUCCCAAACCCCUGUAUAUCCAUAGUUUGUACGUUCCAAACGAGAGAAAAACUUUAUUUAAUCUUAAAAAAUCACUCCAACUAAGUUCUCAAAGAAACGCUACGGGAUCUUAAGAUCUGUCUCUCUCUAUAUGUGUGUGUGCUAUCUCGAUAGAAAAACCCCUCUAUGUGAUUUUGUGAUAGAUUGGCAUUGAACUCUAUAUAUAUAUUUAUAUAUAUAAUAUAUAUAUAUGUCUAUAAUAUAUAUACACGCAUAAAUAUAUAUUUUUAUGUCUAACUUUUGUAUGGUUUAUUUUAUACGUACCACUUUUCUUUGAUAUCGAAAAACAAAAUAAGAAAUAAAAAGAUCGUUAGAUAGCAAAUAUUUCAAAUGUAUGUUAUGAGGAAUUUUCAAAGUACAGCCUUUAGCAACUUUCCAAUUAACGUUUGUAUUAACGAAAGACAUUUUCUAUGUGUAAAAUUCAAGACUUCUAUUAAACUAAAUGUAAACUAAAAAGCAAAAACAACAAAAAACACAAAAACCAAUGUGAAUAACAUAUCUCUUCAAGCUUUCGAGUGCACGGAACACGUAGAACCGAAAUCCAAGUGUUACAAAAAAUCUAUUUAAUAUAUACAUACAUAUUGGCAUGCCUGGGGCGAGGAGGUGUUUAAUAAAUUCGCAUUAACUAUACAAUUUAGGUAGAUCAUUAUUAAAUUAUUGUACAUGUAGCACAUCAAAUGUUCGACAACUAGAUUUUGUACCAUCUUUAAGAAGAACUUAGGCCAAGCUAAACUAAGUAUAAACCAUGAUCUGCAAGCGGCUAAGCUGAAGCUAUAAACAAAUAUAUAUAAUUGGGUUGAUUUAGAUUAAAUGGGACAUUUUGGAAUAAAAAUAUUAAAUAAAAUUCACAAAAACUACAAUAGUUAAACACUUAAUGUUCAGACCUUCAAAAGUGACCCAUUUGAUUUGAUUUUAGCCACCUCAACCAUACAUCCUAAGGAAGUUGUUGAAAUUUAGAAACCAUAGAGCAAUAUUUCAUAAGGGAAAACACACCUUAAAUUAAACUACAAACAUAGCUAAACUCUAACUAAACCUGAACUUGUAACGGUUAGAAAAGAUAAUAAAACAGGAUUUAACAGGAACAGAAUAGGUGACCAAAACAGUUUGAAACGAGACGUUUAGAUAGGUUCGGGUUCGAAACCCUCAAAGCGAUGCCAUUUUUUAGCCGUUACAACAUUGGAUAUCAAUCAUGCACAUGAAUAUAUAAAUAUUAUAAUGAUAUAUCUAGCUAUAGGAACCUACUUUGUACCUACACAACAUGGAAACAUCAAACCUACAUGCAUAUUUACACAAUACAUAUAAACAUAUAUAUACAUAUAUAUAUUUUGAAUAGAUCGAAAACUUUUACAAGUUAUGAUGUACUUCUUGGCACAAAAGCUAUAGCUUCUAUAGCUAUAUAGCUGGAUAUAUGGCCAUACCCGGAGCGAGCAUAUACAUAUACAUAUACAUAUUUUUUGGUUUAUUGUUCUUUUGUAAUUUUAUAAAUGCAUACAUAUAUACUACGUGAAUGUCAAGUGUGGAUUCAUAUUUUUUGAGAUACAGUUACAAGAAAUGAAACAAAAACCCUAAAACGUGAAAUUUUUCGAUAAAACGAUUUUAAACGAGAACUUUUUAAUAUUGCUAUAAAAUUGAUAUAUACACUUAAUAAAUUAUAUAUAUA
Molecule: messenger RNA, 6454 nt
Organism: Drosophila eugracilis
Lineage: Eukaryota; Metazoa; Arthropoda; Insecta; Diptera; Drosophilidae
Gene: Hr38
Product: probable nuclear hormone receptor HR38
Exons: 5
Coding region: 1286-3748 (820 amino acids)
Biological process (GO): cellular response to corticotropin-releasing hormone stimulus; regulation of transcription by RNA polymerase II
Cellular component (GO): transcription regulator complex; nucleus
Molecular function (GO): zinc ion binding; DNA-binding transcription factor activity, RNA polymerase II-specific; RNA polymerase II cis-regulatory region sequence-specific DNA binding
Source: RefSeq, a predicted model, not a curated record